AUGGCCGGCGUUCUCAAGACUGACCCCGCCAUCGAGCGCUUCAAUCUCCUUCGCGAGAACGUCCACACUCGCUUCCGCUGGACAAGGCACUCAAUCAAGACUGCUAUUGUCGGUGUCGUCGCGGUCCCAGUCGCCAUCUGGCUCUCUGCGAGCUACGGCCUCGACAAGAUCGAGACGCGGGUACCUCGCAAGGGCACGCCACUCGUAAAGUCUGCGUAG
Schizophyllum commune H4-8 is the source of this 219-nucleotide messenger RNA. RefSeq lists its product as uncharacterized. Bases 1 to 219 code for a protein of 72 amino acids. The transcript has 4 exons. Lineage: Eukaryota; Fungi; Basidiomycota; Agaricomycetes; Agaricales; Schizophyllaceae. The record is from RefSeq and is a predicted model, not a curated record.